GGCUGUUGAAUGGCUGAGGGAGGCGUCCGUCAGGCCGGGGCGGUGCCUGGUGCCGGCCGGUGUGUGAGCGCGGCUGCCCGGCCCGGCCCGGACGAUGCAGUCGCUGCUGGCCUGCGGCCGGCUGCUGGCCCGGGCGCUGCUGGGGAGCGGCGUCCGGCGGACCCACAGGCGGGAGUACCGGCUCCUCACCGUCGGCUGCGGCUUCGGCAAAGACCGCGGCAAGGGUCUGGGCUACGGGGACGACGCCUGUUUCGUGGCCAGUCACAGGCUGGCGGACGUGCUGGGAGUUGCAGAUGGUGUUGGAGGAUUGGAUUAUGGUGUGGAUCCAUCUCAGUUUUCGACUACGUUGAUGCAAACUUGUGAACGGCUUGUUCAAGAAGGACUGUUUGUUCCCAGUAACCCAGUGGGCAUCCUGAUGGCCAGUUACAAAGAAAUGCUUCAGAAUAAGGUUCCGUUGUUGGGUAGCAGUACUGCUUGUCUUGUAAUUCUGGACCGAGAGAAACGCUGUUUAUACACAGCUAAUUUGGGAGACUCUGGCUUUCUCAUAGUGCGUGAUGGGAGGAUCAUACAUAGAUCAGAUGAGCAGCAGCAUUACUUCAACACUCCCUUUCAGCUAGCAAUCGCACCCCCCGAGGCCCAAGGUUCAAUUCUCAAUGACAGCCCUGAAACAGCAGAAGGCUCCACAUUCAAUGUAGAAGUGGGCGAUAUCAUUCUUACAGCAACAGAUGGGCUCUUUGACAAUAUGACUGACUACAUGAUCUUGCAACAGCUAAGACGGUUGAAGGAUUCUAAUUACGAGAGCAUGAAAGAAACGGUGCAAAACAUAGCAGAACAAGCCCAGCAGUUGGCGUAUGACCCAAACUACAUGUCGCCCUUCGCACAGCGUGCCUGUGAGAACGGGCUGAACGUCCAAGGUGGCAAACCAGAUGACAUCACUGUGCUAUUGUCUGUAGUGACUGAGAGCAAAGAAUGAAGAGAGGAAACCUUUGCCUCGUUGGCUACAAGUGCCCAGCUGACACGCCUCAGAAGUGGCUCCUUAAUCUUUGCUGUGAGAAUCCCACAAAUCUCUGCUGGGCAUCCCGUUGGAAGCCAUCCUCAGAUGACCAAGUUCAAGGAAUUGCAAUGGUUGAAAUAUAGAGUGAACACUCAUUCUAAUCAGUUCCUGUCAUUUGAAAACAGUUACACUUUGCUCUUUAAUGCUUUUUGCAUCCUAGGAAGUAUGUAAAAUAGUUUGUCUCUAAAGUCGGUACCCCCUGCAUUAGCCUCUUUCAAACACCUUUUUACCACAUGAUGGUAAAGCCAUUCAGUGUCCUUGAUGACAAAUGAUUCCUGGAAAUUCAGCCUGCUAAAAGAUGUAUGUUUUUUAAGAAAAUAUUUUGUCAAACAAAUACAAUGCACUCUUGGAUCACCUCAACUUACCAAAAGCCCCACUGGAAGAACCUAAAUGUAUUUGUUUUUAAAAUAUACAUUAGGGUGAGACUUUAAAAUAUGCAUUAGGGUUUAUGAUCUAGGGUGCACAUUGUACUUUGCCAACAUCCUUUGACCAGGAUGGACUGGAGGGUUAGUUUUUGGCUCAGACUCUCUGGGAGAGGAGCUGUAAGUUGGUCCAGCUAAGUACUACAUCAGAGAAUGAGUGACAGCAGAGUGGAGUACGUUUUAAUAUGAGCUAGCUUUGAUGCACUGGUGCCUGCUGGAACAUGCAAAUUGUUUCCAGACACAACUUAUCAGAUCUUGACUGGCAGCUAAACAGUGCCUAAUAACCCACUGUACUGAGAAACAGCCUGGGUGCACAAUCCUUAUCGUGGCUGCCCCCCCCCCCCCCCCAGUGCUCUUCUUAAACAAAAGUGCUCCGUGGCCCCCUCGACCUCUGAGCAAUGGAUUGUUCUGAUCUGAAGUUGUUUUCUAGAAUUGUUUAUGAGCAAUCCAUAUAAAGUUCAGUGGGUGGAACCUCUGCUCGUUGACAAUUAUUGUUCAUUCGUUUAAGUUACAAAAUCCUCAAGUGGACAAAAUUACCACUUGGACCUCAUCCGGAAUCGGUAAUAUAACCAAGACAAGAACACUCUCCAUGAACCAUCGUUCUGGGCUUGACAUUGAUUUGUACAGCAGGCCAAUUGCUCCGUGCUAGUGUUUCACUGCAGAACAGAGUGUGCAGCAGCGAGAAGACAGAUCUUUGGAGUCUGAUGUUUGGUCCGUCUCAUUGUGGAACUGAACUAGAUCAGCAUUUGGCUCUCAUGGUUAACUUAUAUUCUUGAUCGUAUUCUUAAAACUGCAGAUGAUUAGGUUUUGUUCCAGAUGUUUUAUUUGGAGAGUUGUUAAAAGAAAUUAUACUUAAAUCUCUUCGACAGCUGGUUAUUUGCCUUGACAAUCUUCAUUUGAAGGAAAUAAGAUGAGCAGAAGCUGCUUGAUGAUUUUUGUGGCCAACAUUUAUAUUCUUGAUGUUGUAAUCACAGUUUCAGUUUGUUAUGAGUUCUUCCAGCACUGUCAAAUGCUCUCCUGUAUCAGGGUAACAGUUAACUGAAGAUGUAAUGAUGGAGUAGGUGUUGGUUGGACUGCUUGCUCAGUUCACUGGAUAUUGGAUGGUCCACUAGGGAUGUUUGCUGAAGGCCACCAGUGGGAAAUGGCCCAUUCUUUGGCUGUUCACCCUACAGGCACCAAGACUAUCUGCUUCUCUCUCCUGGUCUGUGUUGGUCUACUGGCAACUGCACUGAACUUGGAGGAACAUAGAAAUUAGAACUUAGAGCAGAUUUUAGAAUCAUGAAAAUUUGCAAAACAGGGCAAGGCCAUUGAAAAGCAAAAAUGCUACAGAUGCUAGAAAUCUGAAAUAAAGCCAGAAAAUGCUAGAAAUACUCAGCAGGUAAAGCAGCAUCAGGGGAGAAGAGUGGGGAAGAGAGGGUUAAUGUCUCGUGAUGACCUGUCACAGAACUUGGAAAAGUUGGAAAUCAAAUGUUUUGAGGUGCAGAGAAUGCUGAUACAAACCAGAUAAGAUGGUGACAUGGGGCUGUGGAUCCUGCAGCCAGGUAGGAGGUGAGAUGCUCUUCCAUGAGCUUUGUUGGAAAGUCGGGUCAGAGUGGGAUGGUGAAUCAAAGUGGCAGGUCGCUGGGGCUCCCGGGCAGGCUGAACGAGGGUGUUCUGCAAAGCUACUGCUUCAACAACUCUUGAACUCUGAUACCCUGGGUCUUUCAUCCCCUUCAUGUUCCUCUUGCCCUGUUCAGUGUUCACUUCUGAUCUUCCCCUCCGCCUAUCCCUCACCAAAUAAUUUGCCUUCAGCAGAGGUCUCAGUUUCAUCUUCCCAAGUCCCCGUCUGAGCCCGGUGUGAAGCUGAGCUCUCCCGCUGCCUCUGCACCCAUUUCUUUGGCCAGUGUCUUCAGCUUAGACUGGGGGCCUUUUCUGCUAUUUCUAGAAUUCCUGAUGCAGCUGAAUCCCUCGUCCUGGCCUCUUACCUUCUCGAACUAUUCAUCACUAACUGCUGGUAUAAUAUUAGUUCUUUUGUUCUGCUGCAUGUACUCCUGAACUUGCUGUGCUGUGACACCUCCUCAGUUGGUGCUGUCAUUGUCUGUCUCACUUACCACUUAACAGAGGCUGCAGGCACCACCUUGUACCUCUGCCUGGGCUGUGACCCCACCACUGAACGCUACGUUGUUUCCUUUCCCUCAACAACUUCCAGUCUCAUGAUUCUCCCACCACACACAGCCUACUUCUCCUUUCUUCCCAAGAUCCCCAGUCAGGACUGUCCUGAUAGAUCCAAUGUUUCAGGCAGUUGUCGCACAGAAUUUGCUCCCUCCCACCCAGCUUUAUUCUUUGCUUCCUGCCAUUGAGCCAGUUUCAGAUCCAUGUGGCUACUCUCUGUUGGAUGCCCCUUGCCUUGACUUUCUUGCCCAGCCUGCCAUGCAGCACCUUGUGAGCCUUGCUGAAGGACAUCGGUGAUUGCACUGGGUCCAUCGACUGAGUGAACAAAAUGCAGGUGGUGGUGGUUCAACAGAAGUUUCAGCAGCUUGUAGUAAUUGUUGGUGUAGGAUGGAGUAUACUUUACCCUGGUCAAACAAGGCUCUCGCAGACAGCAGCUACAGAGACUGUCUUCACAAAAAAAGUUGCACCAAAGUUUGUCGUUUUGUAGCUUUUCAAGAACUGUGUGAUAUGCAUUAUCUUAAAAUUGUGACGAGCUGCUUGUGGACUCCUGGCAUUUUAAGACCCUGCAUUUCACCAGUAACCUGAAGGGAGCUAUAGGGUGCUGGUUCGCAGAGUCUCUGCAGCAUUGAAAGCAGGAGGGCUUGCUCCAGAGUAUCUGGUCUUUCACCCUGUGAAGGGCAAAGUCUGCCUUUGCCCUGUUGAUCCGUGUAUUUUUCAGCCUCUAACCAGAUUAGGUCAGCAGCAUGUAGUGCAGAAGGUCAGGAAUGCACAAGGGAAACAUUCUUAUGUGAAGGGGAGAAAAGUACAAUUAAAAUAACUAUUGUUAAUAUUUUGAUAUGGGAAUUUAGAAUUGCAGUUUAAUUCACUGGGAUAAAUUGCGAGAUGAAAGCUUGAGAGAGAAGCAGAUGAACUUCGUGCUGCAAUGGCAUUGUGACUGUUUCACACAUUUCUCUGCUCCCCAUUGGAGAAAGAUACAAGGUGUAGCUUGGCUAAGAUUUGUUAUUCUUCUGGGAUGGAAGAGUUACUGCUGUUGAAUUGAGCCAUUGAUAUUGCUACAGCAAUAUACAGUAUCUGUGAGUCUCUAUAUAUAAUUUGUUUGCAUAUGCCAGACACAUGCACUACCUGUGUGGAUUUGUACAGGUGCUUUUCAGGUUUGGUUCUGCUGCAGUCUUCAGUUUUAAAAAGACAAGCCCAAUUUUUAUUUGUUCAAUUUAUUUAAUCUAGUGGCAGAUCAUAAGGAAUUAGAUAUCUUUGCACAAUGAUGGGAGCACUGCACUUGAAACCUUUAGAACAUACCUUGAUCUGUUGUAUAGAUCUCAAAUGUUGUAACUGAAAUACGUGAUGCCAUUCAUUUUGUCUAUGCUGAGUAGUAUUGUGCUAUUACCAGAUGUACUAAUCCACCUCUACUUGAAGAAUGGGCCAUCCAGUGAGAAAUGUAUUAUUGCUACGUUAUGGUACAAUAUUACUACGUGCGCCAUCCAAAGAUGUCAAUCAAUUGUUUGAUAUACAAGGAACACUUUUUGCAAUUGCUGCAGCAUGUCUAUACCAGGGAAGAGAAUGGAUCUGCAGUCUCUUACUGUCUCACAAUUUCAUUUUGUUCGCUCCUGCAGGUCUCUCUGGCUUGUUUGAAAGCAAGGUCUUUAUAAACUUGUUUAUAACCGUACACACCUUCAGUUAAUCCCUUGGUUUAAAGAGAAAUUUUAACAGCUGCAACGCAUGGAUCCAUUGGCCGGAGGCUUGGCCUGUGUGUCCACAAACCUUGGUUUUCUGGGUUCAGACAUCUCUCCAUCUGGUGUGCAAUGAACGCCAUUCAGUUCAUAAUUUUCUUAAGUGGAAAUUCUCUUGAAGAGAGAUCUAUUUCUUGCCCUGUAAAAUAAAAUAAAUCACUGGCAAUAUAGGAUUGAGGAGUUUUACUAAAAUCUGUUUAAAAUGAAGAAAGAUAUUGCACAUAUUUGCAUAACUGAAUAAUGUUAAAAUUGUAGGAUUUAUUGAUUAAAAAUUGCACUAACCAGGAAAAUAACUUAAGCAAUGGAAAUUGAGAGUAACAUAAAUUUGUGUUGCAAAAAUUGAAAUGAAGUGUGUUUAAGUUGAGAAUGCUGAGAUCAGGCAUAGACGUCUAAAAUAGCAAAUAUAUGUGAAAGUAUUAGGGUAGCCAUGGAAUUUAAUGGUGAGACUUUUCCUUAUUGUAAAGGAAAAUUGAGCCCCAUUCCUCACUUUAUCUCCUGGGGAUCUGUGCUCAAAGUGAACGCAGAACACAGGCAGCAUUGUCGUUGUGCUUGUCCGGCUCUUUCUGCAGGAAACAAGAGGUUGUGAAGUUACUUUUAUUGUGCCGAGGAGAGGAAAUCAUUCUUAUUAUAAAAAAAGACCGGUUGUAGCAAAUGAGAGAGCAAAGUAGAUCUGGUUAUUUUUUGGUUUUGGUACAUUUUAAACUGUAAUUGAGAUCUAGCUGAUCCCAGGAACAUCCUCGGCUAAAGAACGUUAAUGUAGAUCACAUACAGCAUACAGAACAGUACUUGACAAGAUUGUCAAUGCUUCAUUUUCAAAUGAUCUCUAGUCUCUAGUGAAUGAGUUGGGCGUGUCAAAGGAGCUGAUGUAAUACAGAGAUUAACCAUGGGCUCCGUAUUUAGAUCUAAUUCACCAUUGCCUAUAAAAGUACACAAAAGCUCAUCCUUUUGUUAUUCUGAGAGAGCUCUCUAAAAUAAGGUAAAUCUGAUGAACAGAACUGUCUGGAAGCGUGUAAAUAAAAGAGAGAUGAUGGGAAUGGGGUAAACAGUCUAAAGUCAGAAACUUCAUUGGAAGAGUUUGAUCUUGUUCAUUUUAAUAUGAACAAGAACAAUCAAAUAUACCCACAAUAUUUUUGUGAUCCGGUGCUUCAAUGUCCUUCCAUCAUCCCUUCAUUCUGUAUCUCCAUCUCCCUCCAUCUGCGUGUAGGUGCCCACCUGUCUGCCUCGCUAUCUUCCCUCCCACUCUCUGCCGCGAUCUUCUCGAUCAGCUGCCCCCUUCCCCCUGCCAAGUAUCUUCCCCCCUUGUCCCCUCUUCUUCCUCGGUUUGCCAGCUCUCCUGUUUCCCCCUUUUCCUCGUUCCCCCUUUCCCAUUUCCUCUUUCCUGCUUUUAGCAAAUGGCAGUAGAUGCUUAUUAUAUUUCGUUCCCAAAAAUCAGUAGCUUUACUACAAAGCCCAAAGUUGUAUGUUUCAGUGCAGGUGACUGACCGUUUUCUAACCCCAUGUUCACACAUCCCACAGUGAAGCUAAGAGCCACCAACUAUUUCAGAGUUGUGCACUGAUCAGUUGAGCUUUCACUUCCUAUUGAGAUUCUUUAAUUCUGAUAUAUCUGUGGAUGCUGAAAAAUUGUCUUUUGAGAAGUUUUGUAUACUUCUGUUUUGGUGUCAGGAGGAGAUUUAGUCGUGCAGGCAUGGUUUCUGGUUCUUCCACAACUGAUAUCUUUGGAAAUAUACUUUGGCUCUAAUAGCCAAAUGGGUUAAAAUUCAUUAGUAUAACUAUCAAAAGAAUAAAAUUGCUGCAAGUUUUAUGUUUAAUUUUCUUUUCUUGUGCCAGGUUAGUUUAACUGAGUGCUUUCUGUAGACUUGGCAGCCAUUAACUGCCUGGUUUGGGGACCAACCUCUUGCUUUUCUGUGCACUUUUCUAGCAUUUGGCUUUCAGUCAAUUUCUGCUUCCUCAUUCAGUGGAAAUUUGGAGAACUCUCAUGUCUCACUGGGUUUGCAAAUGUUGCAGUUGAUCAGAUUAACUUGGGCUGUUGUUGACUCUCUGGGUAAAUGAUGAGUGGGUUUGUGCUCAUCUGGCCCCUUCACCUGGAGCUGCUGCCUCUGCCCGCGCUUAGCUAGUGCCAGUGGGACACCGGUGGGCUGCAGCUUCAAUACUUCUAACAUCUCUAAUAUUCAGACAUUUAAGAACUAAAAUGGAUUCAGAAAAUCGGAACUUUGAUGUUAAAAUGUGCAUGUGUACUAGUCCUGAAUACCAGUGGUACCACUGGGAACUGCUGUCAAUACCAUGGUCUGCAGCUCUACACUUCCAUAAGGAAGAGCUGCCUUUGGAAAGAAACACUUGAAAUGUCCUUUUUGAGACAUAGGAUUUUUUAAGUCUUCCAGGCAGUGGGACUCUGAAUCAAGGACCAAAUAUUUCAGAGCGAUCAGAGAUGUAACCUCCUACCUGAUCUUACAGAAUAGAAGUCAAUACUUAAAAAGAUGACUUUAUAAAGCCAAAGUUUUGCUUUACAGGAAGUGGGCAGCUUUAACCUUGCAGAGUCAUGAGAAACCCUCAAACUGAUGGAUCCAUGUAAAAAAGUGACUGUGUUUGUAAAAUGUUGUGGUUUCAUUCAAAAUUGAAUUCUUUUGCUUCAUUUACGAUCUAACCCGACAGUAAUGCUGGGUCACUGUGUUCUGUUCUUCACAACUGCAACAAAACCAAACUGAAAAGCACCAGUGGAAGUUUGCUUGGGUGCAGUUAUAUUGGUGUGUAAUGACUUACGGAAAGAGAUUGUUGAACUUGAAUUUUUUGUCUUUAUCUGUAAUCUGAAAAUCAAGCUGUUAAUUUUUCUUUGUAUCCAAUGUUUUAAAAUUUAGGUUUGUUGAAAUUGUUCAAGUAUGACAUUCAUAAGUUAUGAACUGUAAAUCUAUUGAACAAAUUAUAAUCUUUAUUUAUUUAAA
Messenger RNA from Pristis pectinata (smalltooth sawfish), 8290 nucleotides. RefSeq names its product protein phosphatase PTC7 homolog. NCBI's taxonomy places the organism in Eukaryota, Metazoa, Chordata, Chondrichthyes, Rhinopristiformes, Pristidae. The record is from RefSeq and is a predicted model, not a curated record.